AUGGCUUCCCGGCGUUUAGCCUUUAACCUCAACCAGGCUCUGCGCAGUCGCGCCGCCCUGAAGUCCAUCCAGCCCGUCAAGCGUGGCUUUGCUUCUCCCGUUGCCCUCCCGUCCACCACCCAGUCCACCACCCUUUCCAACGGUUUCACGAUCGCUACGGAAUACUCCCCAUGGGCUCAGACGUCGACCGUCGGCGUGUGGAUCGAUGCCGGUAGCCGGGCAGAGACUGACAAGACCAACGGAACCGCGCACUUCCUGGAGCACCUUGCCUUCAAGGGUACCAACAAGCGUUCGCAGCACCAAUUGGAGCUCGAGAUUGAGAACAUGGGUGCUCACCUCAACGCCUACACAUCGAGGGAAAACACCGUCUACUACGCCAAGUCCUUCAACAACGAUGUCCCCAAGGCCGUCGAUAUCCUCGCCGAUAUUCUGCAACACUCCAAGCUCGAGUCUUCUGCCAUUGAGCGCGAGAGGGAUGUGAUUCUCCGUGAGCAGGAGGAGGUUGACAAGCAGCUCGAGGAGGUUGUCUUCGACCACCUUCACGCUACUGCUUAUCAGCGCCAGCCUCUCGGCCGUACCAUCCUCGGCCCCAAGGAGAACAUCCAGACCAUCACCCGCGACAACCUGACCGAGUACAUCAAGACCAACUACACUGCCGACCGCAUGGUCCUCGUUGGUGCUGGUGGUAUCCCCCACGAGGACCUCGUCAGACUCGCUGAGCAGCACUUCGGUUCUCUGCCCAGCAAGCCCCCAACCUCCGCCGCUGCCGCCCUCAGCGCCGAGCAGAAGCGCCAGCCCGAGUUCAUUGGGUCCGAGGUCAGAAUCCGUGAUGACACUCUCCCCACUGCCCACAUUGCCCUUGCCGUUGAGGGUGUCAGCUGGAAGGACGAUGACUACUUCACUGCCCUUGUCGCCCAGGCCAUCGUCGGUAACUGGGACCGUGCCAUGGGCAACUCCCCUUACCUCGGCAGCAAGCUCAGCUCCCACGUUGAGCGCAACAACCUCGCCAACAGCUUCAUGAGUUUCUCUACCAGCUACAGCGAUACCGGUCUCUGGGGUAUCUACCUCGUCUCCGAGAACAUGACUGGCCUCGAUGACCUCAUCCACUUCGCUCUCCGUGAAUGGUCUCGCCUGUCCUUCAGCGUCACCGCCGCUGAGGUCGAGCGCGCCAAGGCUCAGCUCAAGGCUUCCAUCCUCCUCUCCCUCGACGGCACCACCGCCGUUGCCGAAGACAUUGGUCGCCAGAUCAUCACCACCGGCCGCCGCCUCUCCCCCGAGGACAUUGAGCGCACAAUCGGACAGAUCACCGAGAAGGAUGUGAUGGAGUUCGCCAACCGCAAGCUCUGGGAUCAGGACAUCGCCAUGAGCGCUGUUGGCAGCAUCGAGGGUAUCCUCGACUACAACCGUAUCCGAUCGGACAUGAGCCGAAACGCCUACUAA
Aspergillus puulaauensis is the source of this 1440-nucleotide messenger RNA. Its product is annotated as mitochondrial processing peptidase. The record is from RefSeq and is a predicted model, not a curated record. The transcript has 5 exons. Lineage: Eukaryota; Fungi; Ascomycota; Eurotiomycetes; Eurotiales; Aspergillaceae. Gene Ontology annotation, cellular component: mitochondrion. Gene Ontology annotation, molecular function: metal ion binding; metalloendopeptidase activity. Bases 1 to 1440 code for a protein of 479 amino acids.